CGUAACUCUAGGUGCUGAAGAACAGUGGUAAAAGGAAACAGUCUCUUCAUGGUUCAAGCUUCUGAAAAAGGACUACUCCUUUAGCCUUGUCGAGGAGCUGAAAGAGAAGAGCAUACCUAACUUCUGAAAAAAUUUCCCAUGUGCUGCCGUUGGCUGCCGCCGUGAGAGUGUUCAUGCAGCCACCAUGCGUAUACACAUACUAGAGGCUAUCACAGCAGAAGCCACCGUACGGAUUGCCGCAACCCUGCCCUGUAUCUAUAACCACAGGGCGAUCUGGUCUUGGCACCACUGAUUGAUUGAUCAGCUUUCGUCGAGAGGCACAUCACAGUAAGAAAUGGCGUGUGGGUCGGUGUGGAUGAUGAGGUACGCGCCGCACGCUCUGAUGGUGCUGGCGCAGGUGUUCUUCACACUCCUCUACUUCGUCACCGAGGCUGCCUUCAACCGGGGGCUCAACCCCUACGUCUACGUCACCUACCGCCACCUCCUUGCGGCUUGUGUCCUCUGGCCGUUCGCCUACUUCUACGAGAAGACGUUGAGGCCUAAAAUGACACUCAUGCUGUUUCUGGAGAUAUUUGUACUGUCACUUCUGGGGGGGAGCUUAACCCUGAACAUGUACUUCUCGAGCAUGAAGUACACAUCUCCAACUUUCGUCACCUCUAUGGUGAACGCCGUCGCCUCAAUCACGUUUGUCAUCGCCAUCAUCCUCAGGAUGGAGAUUGUAAACGUCAGGAGCCUGCGAGGACUCGCGAAAAUCGCAGGGGCCAUGGUGUCGUUUGCUGGGGUGACCACCAUAAGCCUGUACAAAGGAGCGGCGAUAAGGAGCCUCUGGAAGGCCCCUAUUCACAUGCACGGCAGCGGCGUUGCAGUGGCACAUGAAAGCUGGGUGAAAGGAUCACUGCUUGCGGUGGCUAGCUGCAUAUGCUGGUCAAUCUGCUUCAUCUUGCAGGCGUCGUCUGUAAAGAGGUACCCAGCCAAGCUCUCGCUGACGGCAUGGAUCUCAAUGGUUGGAGGGAUGCAGGCGGCGGUUUUCGCGGCGUUUAUGCAGCGCAACCUGGAAGAUUGGCUCAUAGGCUUCGGCCUCAAGUUCUGGUGCAUCGUGUACACGGGAAUCGCCUGCAAUGGCUUGACAGUUUUCAUUCAGCUGUGGUGCAACAAGAAGAAAGGCCCCGUCUUUGUUACCAUGUUCAACCCCCUCUUGACGGUCAUGGUGACCACAGUAGCCUACUUCAUCUUUGGUGAAAAUCUAUACGUCGGGAGCAUAAUUGGAGGGGUCCUUGUGAUUCUGGGCCUUUACAUGUUGCUAUGGGGCAAGGACAGAGAUCAAGAGCACAAAGCCACCAAAGAGCAGGAUUCAGGGUUGGACUGUGAGAAGCAGGAGACGGUAAUAAGCGAUGUUUCUUCAGCAUGGAACGACAAACGGACAAAGCACUGAAGAUGGUGAAGUGAUCAAAAGGAUUCAGAACUGAAAGCCUAAGCCCCGUGCCCAAUUCUACUCCAGACUCCAGUUUGUAAUGCACAAAAUUUUCUCUGAUAAAUUCUCACCUUCACUAUAAAAACAAGGCAGCUAGUAAGGAAAACAUUUGUCAGAUAGGAUCCAGGUGUAUGCAAAUUCAGUAGCCAAAAGGAAGAAAAUUGGAAAGGAUCAGGAACACAUCAUGUACAGUACAUCUUGCUCACAAAAUUGAAUGAUAAGCACUCAAGAACAGCAUCUCAAAAAUAAAACCGAACGGUACUAGCACAGCUGCAUCGAUGUGAGAUGGGGCCCCGUCAAGCGUCAGGCGACUUUUACACGCAAGUCGAGAUGUUCUGGACUUAAGAGGAAGGCUUGGAGGUAGGAUUUUCGCAUAGUCCCAUCAUUUGCGGAUUGCAGCUCUGAUCCAAGAGGGACACGGUCCGAUUGACUCGCACGGCAACCAGAGAUAGAGUUGAAGAUUUUUUUUUUAAGUAAAG
Setaria italica (foxtail millet) is the source of this 1950-nucleotide messenger RNA. RefSeq names its product WAT1-related protein At4g08290. Gene Ontology annotation, molecular function: transmembrane transporter activity. Bases 335 to 1432 code for a protein of 365 amino acids. The record is from RefSeq and is a predicted model, not a curated record. Lineage: Eukaryota; Viridiplantae; Streptophyta; Magnoliopsida; Poales; Poaceae. Gene Ontology annotation, cellular component: plasma membrane. The transcript is spliced from 7 exons.